Molecule: messenger RNA, 11514 nt
Organism: Anopheles coustani
Lineage: Eukaryota; Metazoa; Arthropoda; Insecta; Diptera; Culicidae
Exons: 10
Coding region: 103-11139 (3678 amino acids)
Source: RefSeq, a predicted model, not a curated record
UCCGAAGUCCAGCAGCUUGUGAAGUCGGACAUUGUGGUGAAAGAGGUUUCGAAGCCUUUGGUUGCCUUGGAAACCACUAUCAACGAGCUCAUUGGACAACCUAUGCAGCUCGAGAGCAUUGAGUUUGUGAAUGCCAUCGCUUCUCCGAUCGCAAAGGUCACCGAGACACUGAAGAACAUCGAUCUCCAGGCAGCUCAUAUGCAGCCGACGGUCGUUGUGGAAGAUUGUCUGCUAGAAAUGUGUGCAUCCUUAGAGAAGGCUCAAACAACACACACUGCUGAAAAGGCCCAAGAGAGCACAGCUCAUAGCAAGUUGGUUGAUACAGUGACCCAUGUGCAGCACGAUAUACGAGAAUGCAUUCAGUUGGAGAAAAAUAAGAGAUCGGUAGAUGUGACCUAUGAAGAAAAAGAGGAAACUAUGAAAUCAAAGAAUGAUGUUGAAUCAGUGAAGAAUGUCGGUGAAGUAGCAAAGCAAAAGGUAGAAGAGGAGGCGAAUAAAAUGGAAGAGGAAGUGAAGCAGAAGGUUGAUGAACAAGCAACUAAAAAGAAGAUAAAGGAAGAAGCGCAAAACAAGCCUCAAGAGGAAGCGAAGAAGAAGGCUGAGGACGAAGCGAGGAAAAUGAAAGAAGAAGAAGUAAAGAAAAAGGCAGAAGAAGUAGCGAAGAAGAAGGCAGAAGAAGAAGCGAAGAAGAAGGCAGAAAAAGAAGCAAAUAAUGAGGCAGAAGAUGCAAAGAAGAAAUCUGAGGAAGAAACUAAGAAGAAGGCUGAAGGAGAAGCAAAGAAAAGCGUAGAAGAAGCGAAGAAGAAGGCAGAAGAAAAAGCGGAGAAGAAGGCUAAGAAAGAAGCGAAGAAGAAGGCAGAAGAAGCAGCGAAAAAGAUGGCAGAAGAAGAAGCAAAGCAAAAGGCAGAAGAAGCGAAGAAGAAGGAUGAAGAGGAAGUGAAGAAGAAGGCAGAAGAAUCAAAGAAGAAAGCUGAAGAAGAAGCGAAGAAGAAGACAGAUGAGGAAGAAGCAAAGAAGACGGCUGAAGAAGAAGCGAAGAAGAAGGCAGAAAAUGAAGCGAAGAAGAAGGCAGAAGAAUCAAAGAAGAAGGCAGAAGAAGAAGCGAAGAAGAAGGCAGAAGAAGAAGAAACGAAGAAGAAGGCAGAAGAAACGAAGAAGAAGGCAGCAGAAGAUGCAAAGAAAAAGGCAGAAGAGGAAGCGAGGAAGAAGGCUGAGGAAGAAGCAAAGCAGAAGGCUGAAGAAGAAGCAAAGAAGAAUGCUGAAGUAGAAGCGAAGAAAAAGGCAGAAGAAGAUGCAAAGAAAAAGGCAGAAGAGGAAGCGAAGAAGAAGGCUGAGGAAGAAGCAAAACAGAAGGCUGAAGAAAAAGCAAAGAAGAAGGCAGAAAUAGAUGCGAAGAAAAAGGCAGAAGAAGCAGCAAAGAAGAAGGUUGAGGAAGAAGCUAAGAAGAAGGCAGAAGAAGCGAAGAAGAAGGCUGAGGAAGAAGCAAAGAUGAAGGCAGAAGAAGAAGCGAAGAAGAAGGCAGAAGAAGAAGCGAAGAAGAAGGCUGAAGUGGAAUCGAAGAAGAAAGCUGAGGAAGUAGCAAAGAAGAAGGCAGAAGAAGAGGAAACGAAGAAGAAGGCAGAAGAAUCGAAGAAGAAGGCUGAGGAAGAAGCAAAGAAGAACGCAGAAGAGGAAGCAAAGAAGAAGGCAGAAGAAGAGGUAAAGAAGAAGGCAGAAGAAGAAGCUAAGAAAAAGGCAGAAGAAGCGAAGAAGAAGGCAGAAGAGGAAGCAAAGAUGAAGGCAGAAGAAGCGAAGAAGAAGGCAGAAGAGGAAGCGGAGAUGAAAGCUGAAGAAGAAGCGAAGAAAAAAGCGGAAGAAGAAGGAAAGAAGAAGAAGGCUAAGGAAGAAGCAAAGAAAAAGGCAGAAGAGGAAGCGAAGAAGAAGGCAGAAGAGGAAGCAAAGAAGAAGGCAGAAGAAGAAGCGAAGAAGAAGGCAGAGGAAGAAGCAAAGAAGAAGGCUGAGAAAGAAGCAAAGAAGAAGGCUGAGGAAGAAGCGAAGAAGAAGGCAGAAGAAGAAGCGAAGAAGAAGGCUGAAGAGGAAGCGAAGAAGAAGGCUGAAGAGGAAGCGAAGAAGAAGGCAGAAGAAGUGAAGAAGAAGGCAGAAGAGGAAGCGAAGAAGAAGGCAGAAGAAGUGAAGAAAAAGGCAGAAGAAGAAGUGAAGAAGAAGGCAGAGGAAGAAGCGAAAAAGAAAGCUGAGGAAGAAGCGAAGAAAAAGGCAGAAGAAGAAAUGAAGAAGAAAGCAGAAGAAGAUGCAAAGAAGAAGGCAGAAGAAGAAGCGAAGAAAAAGGAAGAAGAAGCAAAGAAGAAGGCUGAAGAAGAAACGAAAAAGAAGGCAGAAGAAGCAGCAAAGAAGAAAGCUGAAGAGGAAGCGAAGAAGAAGGCAGAAGAAGCAAAGAAGAAGGCAGAAGAGGAAGCGAAGAAGAAGGCAGAAGAAGAAACGAAGAAGAAGGCAGAAGAGGAAGCGAAGAAGAAGGCAGAAGAAGAAGCGAAGAAGAAGGCUGAAGAGGAAGCGAUGAAGAAUGCAGAAGAAGAAGCGAAGAAGAUCGCAGAAGAAGAAGCGAAGAAGAAGGCUGAAGAAGAAGCGAAGAAAAAGGCAGAAGAAGCGAAGAAGAAGGCUGAGAAAGAAGCAAAGAAGAAAGCUGAGGAAGAAACGAAGAAGAAGGCAGAAGAAGCAGCAAAGAAGAAGGCUGAGGAAGAAACGAAGAAGGCAGAAGAAGAAGCUAAGAAGAAGGCAGAAGAGGAAGCGAAGAAGAAGGCAGAAGAGGAAGCAAAGAAGAAGGCAGAAGAAGAAGCGAAGAAGAAGGCAGAAGACGAAGCGAAGAAGAAGGCAGAGGAAGAAGCGAAGAAGAAGGCAGAAGAAGAAGCGAAGAAGAAGGUAGAAGAAAAAUCGAAGAAGAAGGCAGAGGAAGAAGCGAAGAAAAAGGUAGAAGAAGCGAAGAAGAAGGAUGAAGGAGCGAAGAAGAAGGCUGAGGAAGAAACGAAGAAGAAGGCAGAAGAAGUAGCAAAGAAGAAGGCUGAGGAAGAAACGAAGAAGGCAGAAGAAAAGGCGAAGAAGAAGGCAGAAGAGGAAGCGAAGAAGAAGGCAGAAGAAGAAGCGAAGAAGAAGGCAGAAGACGAAGCGAAGAAGAAAGCAGAGGAAGAAGCGAAGAAGAAGGCAGAAGAAGAAGCGAAGAAGAAGGCAGAAGAAAAAGCGAAGAAGAAGGCAGAGGAAGAAGCGAAGAAAAAGGUAGAAGAAGCGAAGAAGAAGGAUGAGAAAGAAGCGAAGAAGAAGGCUGAGGAAGAAACGAAGAAGAAGGCAGAAGAAGCAGCAAAGAAGAAGGCUGAAGAAGAAACGAAGAAGGCAGAAGAAAAGGCGAAGAAGAAGGCAGAAGAGGAAGCGAAGAAGAAGGCAGAAGAGGAAGCAAAGAAGAGGGCAGAAGAAGAAGCGAAAAAGAAGGCAGAAGAAGAAGCGAAGAAGAAAGCCGAGGAAGAAGCGAAGAAGAAGGCAGAAGAAGAAGUGAAGAAGAAGGCAGAAGAAGAAGCGAAGAAGAAGGCAGAGAAAGAAGCGAAGAAGAAGGCUGAGGAAGAAGCGAAGAAGAAGGCAGAAGAAACAGCGAAAAAGAAGGCAGAAGAAGAAGCGAAGAAAAAGGUAGAAGAAGCAGCAAAGAAGAAGGAUGAAGAGGAAGCAAAGAAGAAGGCAGAAGAAGUGAAGAAGAAAGCAGAAGAGGAAACGAAGAAGAAGGCAGAAGAAGAAGCGAAGAAGAAAGCAGAAGAAGCAGCAAAUAAGAAGGGAGAAGAAGAAGCAAAGCAGAAGGCAGAAGAAGCGAAGACGAAGGCUGAGGAUCAAGCAAAGAAGAAGGCGGAAGUCGAAGCGAAGAAAAAGGCAGACGAAGAAGCAAAUAAGAUGGCAGAAGAAGUAGCGAAUAAGAAGGCACGAGAGGAAGCAAAGAAAAUGGUUGAAGAAGAAUCAGCAAAGAAGGCAGAAGAAGAAGCGAAGAAGAAGGCUGAAGAAGAAGCAAAGAAGAAGGCAGAAGAAGUGGUGGAAAGAAAAACUGCAGAGGGAACAAAGAAGGCAGAAGAGGAAUCGAAGCAAAAGGCCAAAGCAGCAAAGAAAAAGCCAGAUGCAGAAGCAAUAAAAUUGGAAGAAGAAGCAAAACAAGCGGCUGAAGAAAAAACAGCAAAGAAGAAGGAUAAACAAGAGGCUGAAGCAGCCAAGAAGAAGAAAGAAGAAGAAGUGAAGCAGCAGGAGGAAAUACUGGUAGUGAAAAAGACGGCUGAAGAAGUAACUUAUAAAAUGGCAAAUCCACUGGAAAAGAAAAAGGUAGAAGAAAGGACUCUAGACGAGCACCUUUUCGAUGAAGAAGUUGUUCUAACGAGGCAAAAAAGGAUAGCGGCAAAGGCAGUACAUCAGGCAUUCGAGGACGAGAUCAGCACGUCAUUCAAAGUGAAAACUACUCGAAAAACUCACAGUGCUAUGGGCGAAACCGAAGAAAAGGAAUUCAGUAAGCUUGGAUCACUGUUGCUAAAUUUCCAGGAAAUGCUUUCAGAAACCAAACGCAUGUUCUUGACUGAUCUUCCGGGAAGAAAUUUUGCUAAAUCUAUCCAGAAUGUGAAGCUGAGCCUAUUUACUUCUCAUGAACUCGAGAUCCUCCAAAUCGACUUGGCGCUUGUAAAGCUUCUGCAAACGCCGAUCGAAAAUUUAACCACCAUUCUUGCGUCAAUGGAUCUUUAUUCUUCUCAGUCAGACUCUUGGAGUACAUUAGAAGAUUGUUUGCUGCAGGUCGUGGAAGCAUUCGGACAAGUUCAACAAAAGAACGAGAAGCUGCAUUCAACGACUGAGUGGGUAACGGUGUUUACACUGUACAAAUCAAUUUUGAUUAUUUUAACUGACAUUCGCCAAUGCAUUUACCAGAAGAGGUCCUCUAGGACUGAAAUUGAUCUAACGUUGAACAAAACCGUUGUAGAGCUGCAACUUUUGCAGAAAGACCUCGAGUACAUUCAGCUUAUUUCGAAUGAUCGACUGGAUUUGACGCCCAAAACCGUUGAUUCGUACUUUUCGCAAGCUCUAACUACACUGACCUUGUUGCACCCGUCGGUUGUGGCAGUGGUGAAAAAGCCCACGUACUCCACCUGCGUCAAUUUACUACUGUCGCUCUCCAUUCCGGUACAUGACCUGGUGAAAGAGCUCCCGCCAGCGGCGAGCUGGAAUGCGGAAUCUAUCACACCGGCAUUGAAGCAUAACUUGAGACAGUUGUACCGUGUUGUUUCGGCCAUCUCUCAGCAGCAGCUUACCAGGGUGCGCAAUGAGCGCGAGGUUUCCAUCCUAGAGGAGAUGAAGAGACAUCUCCAAGGCUUAGAUAGGGUGCUGAAGAGUUUCCUUGACCUGUACAACAAGAUUGAGAUGCAGAAGGAGCUGUUAGCAACGAUACGUCGAAAUCUGAGCGUGCUGAAGAGCGUCAUGUUCCAAGUUAGAAACCAAUAUGCCAUAGAAGCAUUGUCCGAAAAGGACGAUAGUUUACUAUGCGCCUUUGAGUUGGUGAUCGAAAAGCUGACGGUAAAUCCGCUGCAGCUAGACUCGGUCGAGUACCUUCGCCUGUUAGCAGAAUCGCUUGAAAAGUUCGGCGAUAUCGUGCGCAGACUGUGCGGCAGUAGUGUGGUCAUUUCGGACUGGCUACUCCGCUAUCAGUUGCAGCUGCUGAAGAUUUUCGAUACCGUAGAGUUCUGUCUUAGCGAGGAACAGUUCAUAGUGAUAGGCAGCAAGGAGAAAUAUACUAGGACUAGUACGCAGGAUGCAAUACACACGGUCAAGCAGCUUAUCACGCACUACAAGAUCACUAGCGUUAGCACCGAGCAGGACAAAGCACAGGAGCGACGGGGUGCAUCGUCCCACAUCAAGGUUCUUGCCGCACGCCAAGGUCUGACGGACGAACGAGCUGAUCAUUCGCAGCGCGUAGCACCGGACGCGCGGCAGCAUCGUGCCGACGCAAUCAGACGUCGUGCCACUAGGAGUCCUCAAGGUUUGCGAGACGACCCGCCGCGUAGCUCCUCCCGGUGCAGCCUGGGAGCGCUUCCCUCCAAGCGCGGACCCUCGUUUGCGGUGUACCUGAAGAACGUGUUCAUCGAACGAGACCACGGCUUCAAGCUGCUAUGCGUGGUGCUCGACUCCGAGAUCGACGUCCGGUGGACGAAGGACGGCGUCGACAUCGGGCACGGCGGCCGGUAUCGGGUGCAGCAGAAGAACGGUCUCGUUACCCUGCAGGUGGAUCGGGCCGAUUACGACGAUUCGGGUACCUAUGCGUGUCAUGUUUUCAACAACUACGGCCAAUCGUUCAACAAGUGCACCGUCGAGGUGUACGACACGAGCGAUGAUAUCAUCUGCUCGUCGUUCAGCAUACCGCCGAAGAUGGGGCUCGUCCUUAAGUUCAACAUGACGGGCAGACGGGAGAGAAGAUCGCGGUCCAAAAAGAACCAGGAGCCGGAACCGGUGCAGGUGGAGGUAACGCCGGCCGAGCCGACGAUGCUGGACCUGCUGAAGAUCCCUGGUCGAGGUGAUUCGCCCCGGGACUUCCGCAGUCUGCAUCGGGAAAAGUCUCCGUUCGAAAUCGGUGAAAAGCCCGAGAAGCAGGUCGCGUCGCAGAAGGCCAUCAUCGACAAAGCGCUCGUGAUGGACAUCUCGGGUGGCGUGACGAACGUGGACGAGUACAUCUCGCUAUUCUUCACCGAUUCCUGCUCGCUGGAUCCAGCCAGCUGCGGUGACAUCUCCACGGUGAAGGUGGUCGUGGUAGAGGAAGAAAUCCCCGAGCCGGAACCGCCGAAACCGGCUGAAGAGCACACGAAGACGGAGGCGGAGGCGGCGGCCGAACUGGCCCGCAUCAAGGAGGAAGAGGAGAAGCAGGCGAAGGAACCGACACCACCGCCACCGCCAGAACCGGAGCCGGAACCAGAGCCCGUGGUCGAGGAGGAGGAGGAAGAGGAGGAAGAGGAGGAGGAGGAACCCGAACUCGAACCGCCUCGGGAGCCGACGCCCCCACCGCCGAAGGACCCGACGCCCGAGCCGGAACCGAUAAAGCCACCGCCCGAGCCAGAAUAUGACUCAGACGUAGAGCUGAUCCCAGUGAAGGAAGAGUUCGAUCCGUCGGUGUGGAAGAGCAUCGAUAGCAUCGAGCAGCAGCAGCAGCAGCAGGCAGAGGCGGAAGCAAAGCCAGCGCCAGUGAAAUCACGCGAGAGCUCCCGGCGGCAGUCGACGGCGACGGAAAUGACGGAACGGGAGCGCGACUUGGAAUGGCAGCGCCAGCGGCAGAUGAUGCGGCCGCCGCUAGUCAUCUCCCAUCUGAAGGCGCGCGCGGCUCCGAAGGGCUCGACGGUCAAGCUGACGUGCACCAUCUCCGGCCCGGGCAUCACGGUGCGCUGGCUGAAGAAUGGCGACCCGAUCGAGAAGAGCAGCAAGCACACCUUCAAGGUGAGCGAGAGCUUGCUCGGGCUCGAGAUUAAGGACGUCGACAAGACCGAUGCCGGCGAGUACUGCUGCAUGAUCAAGAACAAGAACGGUGAAACGUCCACCAGCACCACGCUUACGGUGUAUGAAAAUUUCGAAGUCAAACCAACGCCUCCGACGUUCAUCUCCAUCAAAGCUGUGGCACCGGUCGGGACAGAGGCAGCCACCACCUCUGAUGCACCUGCACCUCCAGCUCCCUCCGAUGCAGCAACCCCGACCGAAGCACCAGCUCCUGUUCCUGCCGAUGCCGCUGCCGGUGCAAGCCUUCCACCUUCCGGGGCACCGGAAAAACCACCCACUCCCGAAAAGCCACCGGUUGAGGCAGCCCCGGUUGCGGCUGCCCCUGCAGUUGAAGCAGAAGCUCCCGAGGCUGCCCCCGCUGAGGGUCAGGAAGGCGAACCGGAAGCCGUCACGGCACCACCAGAACUCGGCGGGCACGACAAGCAUAGACGGUUGGCACCGGAGAAGUCGCCCUCGCCACCACCGAUCGGUGGUGACAUGGCACGCUACUAUCACAAGAAGCUCAUGCACCAUCGGGACAAGCUCCAGUGGUCGGUGCACCUUACCAACCGGGCCCUGGUGGCCGGAAAUCGGCUGAAGCUGAUGUGUGCCGCCACCGGGUUCGAGCCAACGCUGGAGUGGUACAAGGACGGGCAACCGGUCGAGUACGACGAUCACAUCGUGGACAUGAACGACAUGCACCGGGCGGCGUACGGGUGUCUGUGGGUGAACGAUGUGACGAUAAAGGAUGCGGGCGAGUACAAGUGUGUGGCGAAAAAUGGGCUUGAGCAGAUCGAAACCGUUUGCAAGCUGACCGUCGUCGAGCCCGUCACCACCGUCAAGACGUUUGCCCCGAUGUUCGUGCGCAUGGUACGAGAAAACUACGACCCGUACAGCAACAUCCUAACGGUGGAGUUCGUGAUCCGCGCCAACCCGACGCCAACGCUAACGUGGUACAAGGGCAUCAUCAAGCUGGGUGUCUACCCGGAUAGCCACAUGCGCAUCUCGCAGCACUUCGACGAAACGGCCGAGCACACGAUCGCCUCGCUCGUGUUCUACGAUCCAUCGUACACGGACAACGGCGAGUACAUUUGCAUCGCCUCGAACACUGUCGGUGAGGCAACGUGCAAACACAACCUCGAUUUCUGCAGCAAGGAACAGUACUUCGAGUGGCUCGCCAAGAAGCGGCCCGGGUGGUUUAAGGCCGAAUCGUACAUCGCCGUCGACCCGGUGCCCGUGUUUGGUGAUGGUGAGCCGGAAGAAGGCGGCGAGGAGGAAGAGGUGGACGAGGAAGGUGAAGGUGGCGGCGAGCAGGAGCAGGAGGGUGGUGAGAAGAAGCCAAAGGUGAAACGCGCCCCGAAACUGCCGGAUGUUACCGAGCUGCCGGAGGAGGAGAAAAAGGCCGAAGCGGAGGCAAAGGUAGUGCGAGUGGUUUCACCGGAACAUCCGGCCGCAGCUGAGGCGGAUGUGGUCGCUCCGAAGACGAGCGAACCGGAACCGGAGCCGGAGCCACGCUACAAACGUCGCAAGUCCCGCACCCAGGUGGCACUGGAAGAGUUCGAGCGGCGCAAGAAGUACGACUUUGUGUCGCAUAUGGCGAACGUGCGUGUAGAGCCUGGUAAAACGUUGCGCCUGAUCGCUUACGUUAAGUGUCCGGAGGAGGUGACGUCCUACUGGAAGCGGGACGGGCGAGUGCUGGGUAAUGGGUUGCGUCUCACCCACACUACCAUGCGCUGCGGCACGUGCGUGUUGGAGAUUGAAAAAUGCAAAUACCGGGAUGCGGGAACCUACACCUGCGUCGCAAAAUGUCCGACGUAUGGCGAAAUAGAGCAGAGCUGCACGGUGUCCGUGGUGGAAAGGACGGAAAUUAAGGGAGAGGCACCAGUGUUUACACGCCCGAUACAAGAAAAGUACGAUCCUAUUCAGGAUGAACUGACGCUCGAAUGCUGCGUCCGGGGUGACCCGGAGCCGGAAACGGUGUGGAUCGUGCACGGAGUGUUUAUGCGCCACAACACGGGCGGUCGGCUGUACUUCCGCAAGUACCCGGACGGCCGCCACGAGCUGAAGAUCUUCCAACCGUCGAAAGAAGACAGCGGACGGUACGUGUUGCGGGCGAAGAACAGCGUCGACAAGACGGACAUGGUGUACUAUCUGAACUACAAGAACAGCGACGAGGACGUGCUGAAGGUGUUCGAGGAUGAGCUGCACAAGAAGGCAGAAAAACCGAUCCUCAGUCGGCACCUGCGCGCGAAGGAUUGCGACUACAAUCCGGAGGACGAGGCGCUGAUCAAGUGGUCCGAGUCGCGCUCCCAGCACGACAAGGACUACGACUACCGGUACAAGCUGCGGUUCGUCACGCAGCUGCAGGACAAGACCGUACCGGAGGGCUCGAACCUAAAGUUUACCUGCUACGUCGACGGCAAGUUCCCGCUGUUCCUCUGGUACAAGGAUGAGAUACCGCUCGUGCAGGGUCGCAAGUACCGGCAGAAGACGCGCCGUGACGGCAAGGUGACGCUGGAGAUUGUCAACGUCACCACCGAGGACGCCGGCACGUACAAGCUCGAGGCGCGCAACUACGCCGGCUCCAUCGAGACGAAGUCGGUGGUUAGUGUCUACGAAAACCCGUACACCAAAUUCGUUCCCCCAAUCUUUGCAAGCAACAUCUUAGAAAACUACUCGCUCCACUCGGAUGAGAUCGUGCUGGAGUGCCGCGUGCGUGGCACACCCCGCCCGAACAUCGCCUGGAUCAAGGAUGGCGAGUACAUCAUCCCGGGCGACAAGUACGAGCAGUACGACCAUGCGGACGGUACCUGCAAGCUGAUCAUCACCUCGCCGUCCGAGGCCGACUCCGGUACGUACACGUGCGAGGCGGAGAGUGGCGGCUGCAGCGACGCCAUCAGCCACAACGUGCACUUCGUCAGCAAGGAGAAGGUGCAGAUGGAGCGCACGCACAGCGUGUACCACCGGAACCCGAACCUACCGCACUUCUACCAGGGUCUGGCUGACUACUCCAUCCCGUCCGGCGGCAACAUCUGCCUGGUGGUGGAGGUCCAGGGCAACUGCGAGGUGCAGUGGUUCCGCGACCGCUACCCGGUCACCGGGAAGCCACCGAAGGUGCGCACGUACAGCGACGGCACCGGCAUCUUUGCGCUCUGCAUCACCGCCGCCACGAUGGACGCGUCCGGUCGGUACAUUUGCCGGGCGACGAACGCGUUCGGCAAGGCCGAGUCGUCCUCGCACGUGGACAUCAUUAACCCGAACGCGAUCAAGGGUGCGAAGCCGCCGAUCUUCAUGUCCCGCCCGCAGCCGGAGAUCAAGAUCAGACAGGGCGAUUCGCUCUCGAUGGCCUUCAAGAUCAUCGGCGAUCCGAAGCCGAAGAUUCAAUGGAUGAAGGGUACCAAAGAUUUGACAAACUCACCGCGAACGAUCAAGGAAGUGCACGCCGACUACAUACGGUUCUCGAUCAAGGAGGCGGUCGUGGCGGACGAGGGUGCCUACUUCAUCGUCGCCAGAAACCGACACGGCAUCGAUCGCACGUUUACGAAAGUUUCGAUCAAGCCACCGAGAGGCUACAAGAAGCACCUGGAGGAUGACGUUGAGCGACCCGACCCGAAGGGAAGGAAAUAAACAGUCCAACCAAAGCACUGGAACUUUACACUAGUAGUUUCACGGGAAUGUUUUACUUUGUGUUUUGACGACGCUUUUUUGCUCGCGCACGAGCGAAACUAGUAACCGGAGUUUAGAGCAGCUAAGUUAUCAUUAUAUCAUCAUCGUCUGGGGAAUAAAAAGGACCGCGAAGCGAAGGAGCGCACGUUCGCAGCGAACACGAACGAAACAUAGAUAGGUCCCACACCGUGGAUGCGCGUGGAUGAUUCGAUUGCGAGUGAAUUCGCAAGGAUGUAUCACCUUUUCUGUAUAAGAUUUCUUUAUCCUCCCCACCCUCUUUUCCUUCAUCCUUUUUAGUAAGUGAGAGAUUUUCGAGUUUAUAUCAAUAAAACGAUU